ACAACUCCCCAGAAUGUUGAGUUGGCUUUUGCCAUUUUUAAGCACCAUUACACAAAAGUAAUGGAUUGUGGACCACAUUCUUCUAUGGGAAACUUGAUUUUGAAAUUGUAUUAUUUAAUCCCUUUUAUGCUUUUAGUCUUCAAUGUCACAAGAAGAAGAAGAAGAAGAAGAAGCUCCGAUCUGUUCUUGGACAUGGCUGGCUCAGUAACAACUUUCAGAUUCUGCAAGCAUUUUGGUCCAGAAACCAGCUCACAAAAAUUGGAAAUCCCCAUCUCGUUUAAGGAAUCUGUGGGAGGAGUUGUUCCAAAAAAGAUAAUUCUUAGGAAUUGUUUUAAGAAAGUUUGGAGCAUGGAGAUGACAGAAACGGAAGAUGGUUUGUGUUUUCAAAACAAUUGGGCAAAAUUUGUGGAAGAUAACUCUAUCACAAAUGGAGAUUGCUUGGUUUUCUCCUAUUGUGGUUAUAGCCUGUUUGACUUUGUCUUAUUUGACCAAUUUGGAUGUGAGAAGAUAGUAGUGAAAGAUGCACAGCCCCAAGUAAAAAAAGAGGUGAAAGAAGAAGAUGAAGAUGAUGAUGUUGUUGUUAAUGAUGAUGACAACAACGAUAAUGACGAUGGUGACAGUGACGAUGAAGGUGAUGAUAGUAAUUUUGUUAAUGACGAGGAUAAGAAUGAAGAAGAGGAUGAUGGUGGCAGUGGUGAUGAUGAAGAUGAUAGUGAUUUUGUUAUCAAGGAGGUUAAGAAUGAAGUAGAGGAAGAUGAUGAAGAAGUAAAGGCACACAUGUUGGGGUUUACAAAGUCUAAACAAAAAAGAAACAAUUCUUGUGGAUUCAAGAAAUGUUCGGGUGCAGGCGAGGGAAGUUCUAGCAAGAAAAACAAGAAUGUUUUUGACCAUUUUGGAAUUGAACUUUUCUCGUCAGGGCAAUACAUUCAGCCUAACAACCCUUAUUUCGUGACAAAACUAGGACCAAAAAACCGCAGUGCUUUGUAUAUACCAAUGCAUGUUAUUAAGGACCACAAUAUUGCAUUGCCUCCAACUUUAAUCCUCCGAGACACAAGAGGCCAAGAAUGGAAAUCAAAGGUUAAGAUUUGGAGGGAUGGGAGGACAUGGGUGAGUGAAGGAUGGCAAAGUCUAUGCAAAUUGAACCUUGUUGACAAAGAUGACAUCUGCAUUUGUGAAUUUGUGCAUCCAAACACAAAUGACAUGUUAUUACAAGUCACUAUUGUUCGAGGACAGACCACAAAGAACAUGGAGUAAAAAUCACCUUUAAUUAUUGCUGAUUAAUAUUUUCUUAUCUAACCCAGAUGUAAUUAUGACCUUAGAGUAACCCCAAUUGGAGAUCUUGAAUGGUAUUUGGUAUAGUAAAAAUCUCGUGUCUUGAUUUUAAACUAAUGUAGAAGCUAAUUUUUUGUUGAA
Molecule: messenger RNA, 1413 nt
Organism: Ipomoea nil (Japanese morning glory)
Lineage: Eukaryota; Viridiplantae; Streptophyta; Magnoliopsida; Solanales; Convolvulaceae
Product: B3 domain-containing protein At5g60140-like
Exons: 4
Coding region: 61-1254 (397 amino acids)
Molecular function (GO): DNA binding
Source: RefSeq, a predicted model, not a curated record